GUACCUGAAGACGGGCGAGUAGGAAGGCAAUGAGCACAGUGGAGCGGGAGUUUGAACAGAAUUGAUGAUGUAAUCACUAAGAUGAGAUGGCUAACGGAGCUGCCGUUGAGGACGAAGUGAAGGAGCGGCAGCUGUAUGGGGGUGAGGCUGGGUGUCGGUGGGCUGCUCGGUGGCAGCUGCCAGCUGGGCAGGCUGGCCGUCAGGGGGGCCAUGGGAACCACAUCAGUCAAAAGGGAAAUAUUACCAGUCAUGUGAUGAGAGGCGCCGCUUUCAAUAAGCCACUCACGAGACGAUGCAUCACCAUUAGACCCAGUUUGGAUCGAGGAGCGGCAUCAUUAAAGGUUCAUCACAGGAAUCAUCCCUGUGCUUCAACUCAUGAUCUCUACACCCCACCAAGCCUCACCCAGAUUCUGACUCGGGACCAAUUACGAGUUAACUCAAUCCAUGAUCGAGGCAGCAAGGUCGAGCACCUCAGCGAAGCCGCGGCCAUUUUACCGACCCAAUCUCCCAACCUCAACUUAUUAUAUUUCGGCACCACGAAAUAUGUCGUCUCCGUCGGCAUCGGCACCAAUGCGACGGACCUCGUCCUCAUCUUCGACACCGGAUCCGACCUCACCUGGACUCAGUGCCUCCCCUGCGCCCGGCCGGGAGGUUGCUACGAGCAAGUGUUAUCUAUUUUCGACCCGAAGAACUCCCAUACUUAUUCUAACAUCUCGUGCAACUCCGCCGCGUGCUCGGCCAUGGACCGAGUUCCUCGACACACGGGGAAUUGUUCAUCGCCUUCGUCAACGUGUGGGUAUGGGAUAUCGUACGACGACUCGUCCUUCUCCGUGGGCUACUUGGGGAAAGACCGAUUAACUUUGACGCAGGCAGAUGCCAUCAUAGACAAUUUCACAUUCGGGUGCGGGCACUACAGCAACGGGACUUUCGGUAAGGUUUCGGGGAUUCUAGGCCUCGGCCCCGGCCCCUUAUCGAUCGUCUCCCAAACGGCUGAAAAGUAUGGCAAAAUCUUCUCCUACUGCCUCCCCACGCAAAACGGAAAUAAUGACGGGUAUCUAAAAUUUGGGAGAUAUCAAGAUGCAGGGGAAAAUUUCAGUUUCACGCCCUUCGCAAAGAAGGGCAAUAAUGACACCUCUUUCUACUACGUCCAAGUCGAAUCCAUCAGCGUUGCCGGGAAGAAACUCCCGGUUAACGCGAUGGCAUCCGGAAAUGCCAGAAUGAUCAUCGAUCCUGGCACCACCUUAACCCAUCUCCCCCCGAAAGCGUACGAGGCGCUCAAAUCCACCUUCGAGGAGGCGAUGAAAACUUAUAAUACUGCGCAAGCGUUUUCCAUACUGGACAACGGCUGCUUCGACCUCAGUAAGUACGCCAAAACAAAGACUAACAUUACCAUCCCGACCGUAGUCUUCGAGUUCAGCGGGAACGUCACGGUGGGUGUACCCACCCAUGGGACCGUGACUGUGGCCGACGAAAAUUAUUCUCAGGUGUGCUUGGCCUUCCUCGCUAACAAAGACCCCGAGGAUGUAGGCAUUUACGGAAGCAUGCAGCAGCAGACUGUGGAGGUGCUAUACGACGUCGCAGGAGAGAGGCUUGGCUUCAGCCCUUCUGGCUAUGAUGUAAUUGUGGUUAGCAGGGUAGAUGAGGAGUCUAUUCGAUGCAUCAUGAAGACGUUGGAGAUCUUUAGGGACACCACUGGUCUGGAAAUUAACAAAGACAAGUCCCAAAUUGUAUUUGGAGGGGUGAGCCAGCAACAAGAGGAGACCUUGCUGAAAAUGACCAGGAUGGGCAAAGGUAAAUUACCUUUCACAUAUCUGGGUAGCCCGAUCACUGCAUCUAGACUCAAAACUGCUGACUGUGACAGACUCAUUGGAAAAAUCACCAGUAAAAUCACAGCGUGGAGCAGUAGGCAUUUCUCAUAUAGCGCCAGAAUCAGACUUGUUAAUGCUGUCCUUCUUGGAGUGGUUACAUUCUGGUCUAGAAUAUUUAUACUGCCUAAAAAAGUGAUAAGGACAAUACAAAGCCUAUGCAGGAACUUUCUCUGGGCAGUGGUGAGCUUUGUGUCAUCUGACCGAAGCAUGUCAUCUCACCGUAAGGAUCCUGAAAGAGAUUACCUUGACAGUGAGGCGGCUGCAGCCACCAACAACUUCCACACCAUUCCUCUCACCUCUCUCCUUCCUCAAUCCCAGCAAUCCAAUUGCAAUGGUCGUUCACCUUCACACGUUGGAGGAGCGGGAGCAAUAGAGGUUCUUCACAGGGAUCAUCCCUGUGCCGCCUCAAGACUUGAUGAGUCCACCCCACUUAGCAAGGCCCAGAUUCUGGCCCGGGACGAGUUGCGAGCCCGCUCAAUCCGAGCCAGAGUCAGCAGCAUGGUCAAUGGCCUCAGCCAGGAGGACGCGGCCGCCACCGAUCUCCCAGCUCAUUCCGGCCUCUCCCUUUCUACCUUGAAUUACGUCGUCAACGUCAGCAUCGGGAGCCCUGCGAAGACCCUCUCCCUGGUCUUCGACACCGGGUCCGACAUCACCUGGACUCAGUGCCGUCCCUGCGUCAAGGAGUGCUACCGGCAGAGCUUUCCCAUUUUCGACCCCAGGUAUUCCAAAACCUAUUCCAACGUAUCAUGCUCCUCCCCCCUCUGCUCUGCCCUGGAGCCCUUCAAAGGGAAUUGCUCGUCGGCCACCUGCGUGUACGGGAUAAGGUACGGCGACGGGUCCUACACUGUGGGCUACUUUGCAAAAGAACGAUUGAGCUUGACGUCGUCGUCUUCGUCGUCGGAUACAUUCGACAGCUUCUUUUUCGGGUGCGGGCAGAGAAACCAUGGACUUUUCGGUCUUGCUUCGGGGCUUCUCGGCCUCUCCCCCGGCAAGUUUUCGGUCGUCUCUCAGACCGCAAAAAGGUACGACAGAAUCUUCUCCUACUGCCUCCCCACGCCAGGCGGAAAUGGAGGCUAUCUGGAAUUCGGGAACAGAGGUGGAAUAAAUAAUAACAAAUUGAUCCGCUUCACGCCAUUGACGGAGAUGAAGAACGACGCGUCUUUCUACUACACCCAACUCCAGUCCAUCAGCGUGGGCGGGGAGAGACUCCAGAUUAAGCCAGCAGUUUUCCGCAAUGCCGGAACCAUCAUCGACUCCGGCACCGUCAUAACCCGGCUCCCGCCCGAUGCAUACAAGGCGCUCAAAUCAGCCUUCGCGGGGCAGAUGAUGAAAAAACAUUACACUAAAGCGCAGAACUUUUCCUUAUUUGACACCUGCUUCGACUUCAGCAGGAUUGGCAGCGGGGGUAGUAUUACCUUCCCCAAUAUAGAGUUCCAUUUCCGCGGGAACGUGACUGUGGAAAUACCGUCCACCGGGAUCUUAAUUGCGUUGGACCAAAAGUUUGCGCAGGUGUGCCUGGCCUUCGCCGGAAACGAGAACCCCGCCGAUGUGGGCAUUUUCGGAAACACGCAGCAGCAGACUUUGGAUGUGGUAUACGACGUCAAAAACUGGAGGCUCGGCUUCGGGGUAGGCCGCGGUCGCUGUACCUGAUGCAUGCAUGCGAUGCAUGUUUUCUUUUUCUUUCAUUUUUUUUUUAAAUCAAAAUUGUGUACCCUA
This is a messenger RNA of Cuscuta campestris, 3584 nucleotides long. Lineage: Eukaryota; Viridiplantae; Streptophyta; Magnoliopsida; Solanales; Convolvulaceae. The record is from the annotation of a GenBank genome assembly.